AUGACACAAAUAGAUGCCCAAGAGCAGAUACCUCUGCGCCUCAUCACUCUCAAUAUACGAUACGCAACAACGAGUCCGGCAGCGGAGGAGAAGCCGUGGGAGAUACGCCGUCCAAAGCUGUGCUCUCAACUCAGUUUCGUCACACAGGGCCAUGAUAAUGCGUUUGUGUGUCUACAGGAAGUCCUUCACGCUCAACUGGUUGACAUUCAGGAGAGCCUAGGUAGUUCCUGGGCUUCCAUUGGCCGGGGCCGUGACGACGGAGUGGCCGCCGGGGAGUUCUCCCCUAUCUUCUACCAGCCAAGCAAAUGGCAAUGUGAACGACAGCGGAUGUACUGGCUCAGCGAGACGCCCGAUAAGCCCUCUCGAGGAUGGGAUGCCGACCUCAACCGUGUGGUGACUGUCGGUAUAUUCCGGAGCCAGCUCAGCGCUGCCCGUGUCAUUGUCAUGAGCACCCACUUUGACCACCGGGGGACCAAGGCUCGAAUCGAAAGCGCCAAGCUGAUCCUCGACAUCGCCGAGAUGUGGACGCAGGAAUACGGAAACACACCAGUCUUUCUUGGGGGGGAUCUCAACAGCACUCCGGAUGAUGGCGGCUACAGGACCAUCACCUCACCGCCAAGGGGCAUGGCAGACAUAUCGGAACUGGUGUCCAGUGAACGGAAGUACGGGAACCACGACAUUACAUACACUUCGUUCGGAGAGCCGAAUGAGACACCCCAAAGGAUUGACUUCCUAUUCGUCAAGGAAGCCGGCAGCCGAUCCGAUUUUCUCACCUUUGGGAUCCUCGCUAAUCGGUUUGAUGACGACAUUUACUUGUCGGAUCACCGGGCGGUUGUCGCUGAUGUGUCACUCCUCUUGUAG
Molecule: messenger RNA, 861 nt
Organism: Thyridium curvatum
Lineage: Eukaryota; Fungi; Ascomycota; Sordariomycetes; Thyridiales; Thyridiaceae
Exons: 1
Coding region: 1-861 (286 amino acids)
Molecular function (GO): 3'-5'-RNA exonuclease activity
Source: RefSeq, a predicted model, not a curated record